AUGAGGAAGUUAGCAAGUGAAGAAACAAAGGGACACCAAAGAUUAGAGAGUAAAGAAUCUCUGAUAGUGCCUAAAAAUUAUCAAAAAUCAGUUCCAAAACUUGAGCAGGAAGCGUUUAUCACCGAAAUUAGCGACCUUGGAUUCGACGGUUCAGCUAUAAAUUUUAACCAGGUCUCAGAGCCUGAAAUUUUCAACAGUACAGAUCUCAAGGACGACAUUAUUUGUGCUUUCCAGAUCUUUGAUCGGGAAGAAACCGGUCUAAUCUCCUUAGAUAAGCUAAGACUGGUCAUCACCCAUUUCGGCAACACCAUGGAGCCUGAAGAGGCUGAGUUAUUACUAGCCUCUAUCCAAGAUUUCAUCAUCAAGAAGAACGGCAAGAAAUAUGUCGAUUACUACACCUUAUUCUCUCCUGAGGAAAAGCCAAACAAAUCCUUCUGACCGUAGCUU
Molecule: messenger RNA, 447 nt
Organism: Moneuplotes crassus
Lineage: Eukaryota; Ciliophora; Spirotrichea; Euplotida; Euplotidae
Source: the annotation of a GenBank genome assembly